This is a messenger RNA of Anoplopoma fimbria (sablefish), 993 nucleotides long. Its product is annotated as trace amine-associated receptor 1-like. Gene Ontology annotation, molecular function: G protein-coupled receptor activity. Gene Ontology annotation, biological process: adenylate cyclase-activating adrenergic receptor signaling pathway; cell surface receptor signaling pathway. The record is from RefSeq and is a predicted model, not a curated record. Lineage: Eukaryota; Metazoa; Chordata; Actinopteri; Perciformes; Anoplopomatidae. Gene Ontology annotation, cellular component: membrane. Bases 1 to 993 code for a protein of 330 amino acids. The transcript has a single exon.
AUGGAAAUCAGCAUCAACAGGACUAAUGUUCUUACUGAGAUACAUCCCUGCUAUAAAUUAGAUGUUUCUUACUUACUGACAAGCAACCCUUCUACAAUAUGUGUAUUGUUUCAUAUUUUCCUUGGGUCAUUAUCAGCUGUAACUGUAUGUGGAAACCUUCUUGUCAUAAUCUCCAUCACUUACUUCAAACAGCUCCACACUCCUACAAAUUACCUAAUUCUCUCUCUUGCUGUGGCUGACCUACUUGUUGGGGUUUUAGUCUUUCCUCUCACCAUGGCAUUUUCUACAACCUUAUGUCGGUACUAUAAAGAGUUAGGUUGUAAAGUACGGAGCACGUUUGAUGUAUUACUGUGCACAUCUUCUAUUCUAAACUUGUUUUGUAUUUCUAUUGACCGAUAUUAUGCUGUGUGUCAGCCUCUGACAUACAGAGCUAAACUAAAUAGUCAUGUUGUUGUGCUCAUGAUCUUGAUGAGCUGGGGGGUUUCUGCUCUAAUUGCAACUUGCUUCAUAAUUGUCGGAAUAAACCAAGAAUUAUGUGCCGGAGCAUGUUUAAUCUUUGCUUUAAUGGCAUACAUUUUUGGACUUAUUUUUUCAUUUUACCUCCCAGCGAUUGUAAUGCUGGGUAUCUACUUGAAGAUUUUCCUUGUGGCACAGAGACAGGCACGCAGCAUCCGGAACACAACCUGUCAGAGAACAAAGUGUGGAGCAACUGUGAGUAAGAUGGAGAGAAAGGCCACCAAAACUCUGGCCAUUGUGAUGGGAAUUUUUCUGAUGUCUUGGCUUCCUUUCUUUCUUUGUACUACCAUUCUUUCCUUCAGUCAUGUCUAUGUGCCGCUUCCUUUGAUUGAACUCCUUAAUUGGCUUGCACUGUCAAAUUCUAUGCUCAAUCCGUUUAUUUAUGCUUUCUUUUACAGCUGGUUCAGAUCAGCUUUCAGAAUGAUCAUUUCUGGAAAAAUUAUUCAAGGGGAUUUUACAAACUCAAAACUGCUCUAA